Molecule: messenger RNA, 1428 nt
Organism: Durio zibethinus
Lineage: Eukaryota; Viridiplantae; Streptophyta; Magnoliopsida; Malvales; Malvaceae
Source: RefSeq, a predicted model, not a curated record
AUGUCGAAGCUUAUGAAGAUAUAUCUUCACCAUAAUCAUUUAUCAGGGCCAAUUCCUUCAGCGCUUGGCAAUCUUACUCAUUUGCAAUCAUUACAACUAGGAGAUAACCAUCUCAGUGGUCCAUUACCCAAAAAUUUAUGCAGGGGUGGACAACUCGCAAAUCUUUCGGCUUUCAUCAACAAUUUGACGGGUCUUAUCCCACCAACUUUGAAAACUUGCAAAAGCUUAUUCAGAGUUAGGCUUGAAGGAAACCAGUUGACAGGAAAUAUAUCAGAAGCUUUUGGUAUAUAUCCUAAUUUGAAUUAUAUUGCAUUAAGCAACAACAAAUUUUAUGGCGAACUUUCGCCAAACUGGGGGCAAUGCCAUAGUCUAACAAGCCUACGGAUCUCCAAUAAUAACAUUUCUGGAAAGAUACCACCCGAGCUGAAGCAUGCAACUCAAUUACACGAACUCGAUGUCUCUUCAAAUCAUCUCAUUGGUGAGAUUCCCAAGGAAUUGAGAGCGUUGACAUUGAUGUACAAACUUUUGCUAAGUGGUAACCAACUUUCAGGCAAAAUUCCACCAGAGAUUGGAGUUCUUUCAAAUCUACAAUAUCUUAACUUGGCAUCAAACAAUUUGAGUGGACCGAUUCCUAAUCAACUUGGAGAGUGCUCAAAGUUAUUGGACCUGAAUUUGAGCAAGAAUAAACUUGGAGAAAGCAUUCCAUUUUCAGUAAGCUACAUAAAUGGCCUUCAAAAUCUAGAUUUAAGUCGGAAUUUACUUAUUGGGGAGAUACCACAGGAGCUUGCAAAAUUACAUUCCUUGGAAAUAUUGGACCUUUCUCACAAUAUGCUCAAUGGUUGCAUCCCAAAUUCUUUUAAUGAUUUGAAAAGCUUGACUGUUGUGAAUAUAUCUUACAAUCAAUUAGAAGGCCCUAUUCCUAACAUUAAGGCAUUUCAUGAGGCUUCAUUUGAUGCCUUAAGAAACAAUAAGGGACUAUGUGGUAAUGCCACUGGACUAAUGCCUUGUGCUGUCGCUGCUACUAGCAACGGUCAUAGAAAAAGCAGCAAAAUCAUCAUUUUCAUUGUACUUCCACUCUUUGGUCUUCUUCUUUUGCUCUUUGUCAUGGCUGGAAGUUUCCUUAUUCUUUGCCAAAAGAACCAAACCAGAAAAUCCGAGUCAAUCGAGGCACAACUUGGAGAUUUUUUCACAUUGUGGGGAUAUAAUGGAAGAAUACUCUAUGAGAACAUUAUUGAAGCCACUGAAGAUUUCAGCGCCAACAAUUGCAUUGGUUCAGGAGGCUAUGGAACUGUUUAUAAAGCUGCGCUACCCAUUGGGGAGGUGGUUGCUGUGAAGAAACUUCACCAAUCUGAAGAUAGCAUGAUUUCCAACAACUUGAAAGCCUUUGAAAGCGAGAUUCAUGCCUUAUCAGAAAUAAGACAAUCGUAA